Molecule: messenger RNA, 906 nt
Organism: Parastagonospora nodorum SN15
Lineage: Eukaryota; Fungi; Ascomycota; Dothideomycetes; Pleosporales; Phaeosphaeriaceae
Exons: 2
Coding region: 1-906 (301 amino acids)
Molecular function (GO): oxidoreductase activity
Source: RefSeq, a predicted model, not a curated record
AUGGGAACCUCGCUUCCAUGCACUGGCUCGCAUGAAGGCGCUGGAACAGUCGUCGCCCUGGGAUCAUCCGUCCAGGACUUCAUCCUUGGCGAAAGUGUCAUGGCCGGCAUCAUCUAUCGUCCCUGGCCAGAGAACUAUCAACAGUACUGCCAGUUUAGCGGCGGAUACUGUGGUGUCACGACCAAUGGAUUUUUUGCAGAUUAUGCACGCAUCGACGCCACCCAGGCUGCAAAGUUACCAGACAAGGUAACUUUCGAGACGGCGGCUCCACUAGCUUGUGCAGGCUGUACUGUGUAUCGUGGCGUUGUACUUUCGGGCGUCAAGAAGGGCGAGUGGCUUGCUAUUGUGGGCAGUGGAGGCGGACUGGGUCAUCUGGGAGUGCAAUUCGCCAAAGCAUUGGGCAUGAAUGUCAUUGGCGUCGAUGCAAGAGACGAAGGCCUCGAACUGACAAGAAAAGGCGGCGCAAAUAUGGCGGUGGAUGCACGAAAAGGCCACGAAAAUGUGGUAAAGGAAGUCCACAAAGUCACCAAUAACGAAGGCGUCACCUGUACUCUCAACGUCAGCGAUGCAGAAAAGGCCAUGGCAACGGCUUGUGCAAUCACGAAGAUGCAUGGAACCGUCAUUCAAAUCGCACAACCAGAAAAUGUCGCCAUUCCCUUCCGCGAACUCAUCUUCCGCGACAUUCGCGUUCGGGGCUCACUUAUUGGGUCGCCGAACGAGGCACGAGACAUGCUGCAGAUUGUGGCUGAACACAACAUCUCCGUGGAAACGAACGCGUUCAGGGGCCUGGGGGAGUUGGAAAAGUUGGUGCAUCUGGCGCACAGUGGGAAGAUGAAGGGCAAGGGGAUCAUUGUGAUGACUGACGAGCACGUGCCAAAGGAGAAGGAGAUCGGCGCAGCGUUGUGA